GUUCACAAAGACCAACAUCCGCUUUGACGGCAAGAGAGAUCACAUUGACAGGACAAGCAGGUGUUGCGAGCGAGCACGAACGGGUAACUUGCUUUCAUUGAACGGACAGCCACUGUCUCCCCCCUCUCCUCCUCCCCCCCUAAGCAAACGCGACCAUGGCCAACGCUCCGCCCACCCACGAGGCACACUUUGUUAUUGGCGGCAACGGCUUCCUCGGCUCGUCCAUCGUGCGCCUCCUGCAAGCACGUGGCGAACCAUCCGUGCACAUCUUUGACCUAUCCCAGCCUCUGGUACCAGUCGAGAAGGUUUCGUACCAUGUAGGCGACAUCACCAAGCUCGAUUCACUCAAGCGUGCACUGUCCGACGCGAGCAACCAGAACGUCAGCAGUACCGUGAGCGCCGCAAAAGGCAGAGGCGAGGUGGUCAUCUACCACACUGCCAGCCCCGUCGCCGGGCUUGCAAAGGAGUUGUACGAAAAGGUCAAUGUGCAAGGGACAGAAAACGUCAUCAAGGCGGGAAAGGAGCUCGGCAUCCGGAAACUCAUCUUCACUUCGUCAGCCGGCGUGCUUUUCACCGGCCAAGAUCUCAUCAAUGUCGACGAGCGCUUGCCUUACCCUGAAGUCCCUUUAGAUGCGUACAACGAUACCAAGGCUCGUGCAGAGGACGCUGUGCUCAAAGCAAAUGACUCAGAAUCUUCCACCGGUCUUCGCACCGUUGCCCUCCGUCCCGCCGGAAUCUUUGGCGUGAACGACCGACAAGCGCUUCCGGGCUUCUUCCAGGUGCUGGCGACAGGGCGCGCGAACAUGCAGAUUGGAGACAAUGAGAACCUAUUCGACUGGACCUACGUUGACAACGUCGCGCAUGCACACUUGCUUGCCGCAGACAAGCUUGGUGAGGAGAUUAGGCAGGGCAAAGCAGCUUCGUACGCGUCUGAGCGACUAGGGUACGAGCAUCUGUCCGAGAAGAUCAUGGCACCCGAAGAGGCCAAGCGAUACAGGAGCGUACCGACGUCGGAAAGCCGGCCAUCACCACCGGGCGCCACAGACUACGCCGCUUCGUUGCCAUCGACACUGGUCAUCUCGGAGGAGAACCCACUGAACGAGCGCCCGCUUCUGCGAAACAAAUUCGAUCCCUUCUUCCACCAUGUCAACCCGGAGAUCACAAGCGUCAACAACCCGCUGCCGGAGAGCACCGAGACGAACCUCGCAUGCGAACACCUCGAGGUCAGCGGGCAAGCCUUCUUCAUCACCAAUGGCCAGCCAAUCCCUUUCUGGGAUUUCCCCCGCGCGCUUUGGGCGGCCGUCGGCACCGUCGUGCCGAAAGAGAAAACGUGGAAGCUGAGUAAAGGCGUUGGGCUCUUCCUUGCGAGUGCCGCCGAGUGGGGUUGCUGGGUCAUGGGGAAGCAGCCGCUGUUCACCAAGUACAAGGUCACGUACACGGCGUGCGCGCGUUACUACAACAUUGAGAAGGCGAGGAGGCUCCUGGGGUACGAACCGAUCGUCGGACUUGAGGAGGGCAUCAGGAGAUCCGUGCAGUGGUGGAAAGAGAGCCACCCAGAGCUCGUACAAAAGUCGUGAGCCCAUGCCGUUGCCCUACAGCGCUUGGCACACUGCAGCAUCGCAUAUGCCGUGUUCGGAUAGUGGCUGUCACCAAAAUGUGCACGAAUACCAUC
Messenger RNA from Tilletiaria anomala UBC 951, 1672 nucleotides. RefSeq names its product NAD(P)-binding protein. Gene Ontology annotation, molecular function: 3-beta-hydroxy-Delta5-steroid dehydrogenase (NAD+) activity. The record is from RefSeq and is a predicted model, not a curated record. The transcript is spliced from 3 exons. NCBI's taxonomy places the organism in Eukaryota, Fungi, Basidiomycota, Exobasidiomycetes, Georgefischeriales, Tilletiariaceae. Bases 156 to 1577 code for a protein of 473 amino acids. Gene Ontology annotation, biological process: steroid biosynthetic process.